AUGACAUAUCAUCCACAGAAGAAUAACCAAGAUGAAUUAUCUAAUCGCGAGAUUAAGCAGAUCUUAGAGAAAGUAGUGAACCUAAGGCAGAAGAAUUGGUCACCGAAGUUAGAUGAGGCACUCUGGGCAUAUAGAACAACUUGCAAGCCUCCUCUAGGCAUAUCACCCUUUAAUUUGGUGUAUGGGAAGGCCUGUUACCUCUCUUUCAAGUUAGAACAUAAAGUGUAUUGCGCCAUUAAGAGGUUAAAUUUUGAUGCUCAUUUAGAUGAGGAGCAAAGAUUGCUGGAACUCAAUGACAUGGAAGAGUUUAGAGCACAAGCAUAUGAGAAGGCCAUGAUAUACAAGGAAAAGACUAAAAAGUGGCACAACUAA
This is a messenger RNA of Hibiscus syriacus, 372 nucleotides long. RefSeq lists its product as uncharacterized. The record is from RefSeq and is a predicted model, not a curated record. Bases 1 to 372 code for a protein of 123 amino acids. The transcript has a single exon. NCBI's taxonomy places the organism in Eukaryota, Viridiplantae, Streptophyta, Magnoliopsida, Malvales, Malvaceae. Gene Ontology annotation, molecular function: nucleic acid binding.